UUGCUAUAGAUCCACCCUUUCGGGUAUGAAAUCGUUACAUAAUGCAUGGCUCAAUGUGUACCCAAUUUAGUUUCAUUCUUUGCAUAUUUCCGUCAGAUUGGUGGAAAUUAGUGUUAUAGGUACUCUCGUAAUAUUUGUUAUUUGAGAUCGGUUGUGAUAAUGAAAUGAGAUCGGAUUGAAAUAGAAUGAUUAACGUACGAUCAGUUCGAUUGUUGACACAAUAUAAUGGUGUAAGUUGUGAUUCAUGUUUAAAAGGCAAUUUCCGUGGUCGAAGAUAUAAGUGCUUAACAUGUUACGAUUACGAUUUGUGCGCUUCUUGCUACGAAGCUGGUGCUACCACUACACGGCAUACUAUUGAACAUCCUAUGCAGUGUAUCCUAACGCGUUCGGAUUUUGAACUGUACUAUGGAGGUGAAGCGUUGACUAACGAACAAUCCCAGUCUUUCACAUGCCCAUUUUGCGGUAAAAUGGGUUUCACUGAGACUGCGUUACAAGAACACGUAAAUGCCGAUCAUCAGGAUUCUACGGUGGAAGUGGUGUGUCCGAUAUGCGCUGCUCAGCCUGGUGGCGAUCCGAACCUAGUGACUGAAGAUUUUGCCGGACAUUUAGCUCUAGAACAUAGACCUACUCCGAGAGAUCUUAUCUCCUUUUUAGAUGAGCCUACUGGAUCAAGACAUAACGUUCGUAGGUUGCCAAAUCCUACGAGAGGCAUUGGUGGUCGCGGCAGAAGAUCUAACAUGCAUUUUAGUUCGUCUGGCGGGAUUUCAUCUUUGUCUCCGUCUGGAAGAGACGCCGUUGAUCCAAUCGCAGAAUUACUUUCUCAGUUGAGCGGAGUACGUCGUAAUAAUACUACGCAGGGUUCUGCUUCUGCUCAGUUGCAACAGUUACAAAUGCAAUUACAAUUAGAAAGGCAACAAGCCGCUCGUCAGCAGCUCGAACGAAUUCCUAGAAGACAAGUUCAUGCCACAUCUGCAACUGCUGCAACCAGCGGAACGACUAGUACUACUGUAACAUCGCUGAGUAAUCACGUUUUAGCUGUUUCUAAUGCUAGCGGCGGUACUUCUACCCCGAAAACCAGUGAAAGCGCUGCUAAUAAUAAUACAUCUGCUCAUGUGCAAUCACAUUCGCAACUUAUGCUUACCAAGUGUAUGGAUACAAGCUUAUCAGAAGCGGAACUAGAAGCAUUAGAAAUUGAACGAGCUGAUCGUAGCUAUUUCAUGCAAGACGUGCUUUUAAAUACAUUAAUGAUAAACACAGACGACGACGACGAUCCGAAAGACGCAGCCGAAUCAUCGGCCGAUAAAGUCGAUAAUACGAAAUCGGUGCGCGAACGCUCCUCGCCUAUGCAACAAUUGCCACCAUCGUCUCAACAACAACAGCAGCAGCAGCAACAACAACAACAACAGCAGACGCAACAACAACAGCAACAGCAGCAACAACAGUCUUCGCAAAACGCAGUUAACCAGUCAACGGAUCGGCCAGCUGUAGCGGCGAAAUCCGACCAACAGCCUCAGGCCGGAAAACAGCAACGCACCACGCAACAGAGAACGUCGCCUACUACCCAACGCACCGCCAGCCAGCAGUUGAGCAUUGCUGCUCAGUCUCGUAUCGAAUUUACUAUUUCACGUCCUCAUCAGCCUUCUCCUGGUAAUAUUAACGUUAGGGAAGUUCUAGUGGGUAAUAAUAAUUACUCGAGUGCCGAUACCGCUCGAAGGAAACCCAUUUGUACCGUAGACAGUAUAAACCAAACGACAGAACCGCCUACGUCCCAUUAAAACAAAACACACCUUUCUAGUCGUAAUUUUUUUUUUCUUUUUAGCCAUCGCAUUUUUUCCCUUUCUAUCUUCUUAUGUUAUUAUAGAUUACGUCGAAAAAAAAAAUCGCAUUCGGGUUAUAUUAUUGUAUUGUCCUUCUCUUAUAUCCUAUCUCUCUGUUUCUCUAUCCCGUCAACGUGUGUAUUUUUGGAUCAGUCAUUGAACUUGAACGAGCAACCAAUCGGUGAAUCUCGUUGAUCGAAUUGCGACUCGUGCCUUCGGAGGUUGAAUCCUUGUUUUUUUUUUCGUCGUAUUCGCGUGCCCUCUCUCUCGUUCGAAUAUAUCACGCUUCGAAUACCUAUAUGUGGAAUAAAAUAAUAUUUAUUUAUUUUCUCUUUUCUUUGUAGGAUUUUUAUACGAGUUAUUUGGUAUAUCGAGAAUUUGUUUUCGUUUUUUUCCCCUUUAUCCCCCCUAUAUUUUUUUUUGCCCUUUUUAGCCAGUGAAUUAUGUUAGUCAGCUUCGUGCUGUGCGAAAUGAGUCUGUGAAUUCAUUGUCUCUUCAUAUCUCGUCCUCGUCGUCGUCGGUGAAUAUGGUUAACGCGAUAUUGCGUACCUCCGUAGGUACGUACGUUUUGUAUAGAAUUCGUCUUAUAUCUCAUUUUCUCUUUUCUCGGUCAAGUUGUAUAGAAUUUUGUAAAAAAAAAAAAUCAAGCGUCCUUCCCCUCUCCCCCCUUCCCUCCUCAUUCCCCUGAGCUCUUACAAUUCCCCCUUUCCUUAUUUUUGCGUGUUUCGUUUUCGUAAAUCUACUACGUAUAUAGGGGAUCGGAUUUUCCAUCUAAUUCAUGUGUGUAUAUAUAAACGUAUAGCGCUUUGAUGAAAAAACCCAAACGAAAAAAAAAAAUACAAAUAUGUAAGAAAUGGUUGUGUUAUCGCGACUACCUUUUUUUUUCAAGAGUAAAAAAAUAUUCGAAUGGAAAAUUUUUCGCUAUUGAAAAUUAUUAUUACUUUAGCCUUCCUGUUAUUUUUUUCCCCCUUUGUUACUGAACGUAUGCAACGAAAACCUACGCACGGUAUUGCUGAACACGAAAUUUUAAUAUUAAAUUUUAAUUCGAAGGCGAUUGUGAUUUUGAUGGGUACUUCGUCGUGGAUGUCUCAUGAUUUAGGCUUCCCUCCGUAGAGAAUGUAUCGCGUUAUCGGAUCAUGUAAGACGAGUCCAGAGCUUCUUUAAAAGAGUUCCGUAGCGAAAAGAAAAUAAAUUGUUUGUACUAUAAUUAUAUUCUGUGAUUUAUAUACUGGGUCGAUUAGCUUAUUAACACAUAUUAUAUCUUAUAUACCUUCGUAUUAACGCUGUAUAUAAAAAAUAUAAUUAAAAGUUACUUGAAGUU
Molecule: messenger RNA, 3138 nt
Organism: Planococcus citri (citrus mealybug)
Lineage: Eukaryota; Metazoa; Arthropoda; Insecta; Hemiptera; Pseudococcidae
Product: E3 ubiquitin-protein ligase KCMF1-like
Exons: 6
Coding region: 186-1775 (529 amino acids)
Biological process (GO): synaptic signaling
Cellular component (GO): plasma membrane
Molecular function (GO): zinc ion binding
Source: RefSeq, a predicted model, not a curated record